UGACUCGAGACCAUAGGUUGCAUCUGGGAGAGGAGGGAGAGAGGGCUGCCCUGAAGGGAUUGACACAAGAAGGAUUUACUCUUUAAAUUGUGUUGUAUUCAGUAUGGCUACAUGCAUGUUUUACACUAUCAAAAGCCGCUUGAUAUAAACAGUAUUGCUAGAUUGUGUCAAUGUAUCAGUGUGGUAAAGAAGAACCAGACAUAUUUUCCGAGGGAAACCAAUACAAUGAUCGUCAGUGUCUAACAGGAGUGGAGUAUUAUUAGCGAUUCAGACAGUGCAACUGUCUCUGGUACUUGUACGGCUUUUUCAACAUGGUGGGAAAAUAACUCAGAAUUAUGGUGUCUAAAAAAAAUUAAGAAGAGACAGAAAAAAGUGAAAGUUGGAGCAGGGCUAACAACCAUUCACCUGGUUCCCAUGCCGACUGCCCCAUCUCCGCCCUCUCAUAUCAUCCACUAUGCCUCCUACCCCCAAACCCCCUAAGAGACAACCCCCACCACUGACAAGGAAUGGCCGCAAGGUGAUACCCACAACAACCGCCACCUCCACCGCCAAGAGACUGAACUCCAGCAAGCCCAGAGGAAAAGCCUUUGAGAGUCCACAGUCAACUUUAGAGCCACCCCGAAGAUCCACAACCAGGACCCAGGCCCAGCUGGCCAGAAGCCCAGGGAGGAGUGCGGUUGGCAGGCUUGGCGGUCAGAGUCCGGGGGCAUCCCCUGUUAGGGUUAACCAUGCCCCUGUGUGUAUAACAGGAUCAGUGAGGCUAAGGAGCUGGGAUAAUCCUCUGCUCCAGCAUGGUGUGGGAGAGGACCCCCCUGGGCGCAGGAUAUCCUUAAGGGGCAUGGGGGGCGCCAAGCAGUUUCCUCCCCUGGCAAUAAAGCCUAGAACAGGAGGGAAGACAGCAAGGGGGAGGGGGGUGAGGGGAGGGAGGGGAGCGGUGGGUCAGAGAGGGAGCAAGAGCGGGAUUGAUCAAGGAUCUGAGGAGUCUGACACUGUUAGUAUAGACCCAAGUGAGAUUAACCAAGGGAAUAAUGUAGUUGGCCAUGUUGGUAAGGGCAAACCUCCUAACCUGAGGACUGAACUUGAUGUAACUACCUGUGUUGACCAGCAGGAGCUGGGAGUCGGCCAUGCUAGUGAGUGCAAACCUCGUAGCCUGAGGACUGAUUAUUCGGCUAGUGAUGACAAACAGGAAGAGUUAGUUGCCCAUAAUGGUGAAACGUUUGGGACUGACUCACACGAUAAGCCUGUCAGCCAUAGUGGUGAGGGCAACCACUAUGAGCUCGAUGAGCCCACCAGUGUUGAACAACAACAGGAAAAGCUAAUCAACAAUAUUGCUGAGGGCAAUUCUUUCAACCUGAGCCAUGAGCUUGGUGACUCUACCAGUGAUGACAGGCAGGAAGAGUCAGUUGGCCCUAAAUGUGAAGACAACGCCAAGAUAAACCUCGGAGCUGUGCAGAUUGAGAUGGAGCAAAGAGAGAGAGCUACCCAUGCAGGAGAGCAGAGAGGAGGGGAGAGGUUGGAGAAGGAAGGAGAGGAAACAGUGAAGCAGGAAGAUGAGAGAGAUGAAGAAAAGAAGGAAGCAGACGGUAAGCAGAGAGUGGAGAGAGUCAAGGUGAAUGAGACGGAGGAAAGAAAAGAGAAAAAUGAGAGACAGAAGGAGGGAGAGGUUAUCAGCAGACCUUCAGACACAAGCACCAUUAUGUCUGUCGCUCAGCCCCAAAAGCCUAUUCCGCAGGAUGACGCGUUGAUGAUGCAAUCACCUGUCCAUGCCUCACCUGUCUCUGAACCAGCUACCUCAGAUCUGGCAUCACCCCCUCUCCUUCAUCUGCCCUCUCCGCCUCACCCCACAGUGUCACAUGGUAUGAAGGUUCUGAACCAAGGUGUUAAACCAAUCCAACCUACCCAAACUGUUGAAAUCCAUAAACCUUUAAAAGGCCCAACUACUUGCCAUGAGACAUCACAGGCGAGCCCAAUGCAUCCAGUAUCACUAAGUCUCUCAGUUUCCUUCCUUAGUGAACCCCACAAGGCCCUGUGUGUAAUCCCAGCGAAACCAAUACCCAGUCAGAGCCUAGAGAUCCCUAUCUCUCUGGAGGCUAGACAACUUCUCAGACCAGUGGACGAAGAGACCAAAGAGUCAUCCAAUCACAGUAACACAAAAUAUAUGUCAUCUUCAUCAUCUGCAUCAUCUUCGUCACACCUGAACACGAACGCGGAGGUUCCCACCACUCUGUCUCAAUCAAACACCGACGUUAAUAUCACUGUGUCUGUACCAGACCUAAGUCCAGUGCCAAAGAACUACAACAACAACCCAGAAGAGCCACCAUCAUCAUCAUCACUCCCAUACACAAAGAUAGACCUCUUCAACACUGGAUCUGCACCAGACAAAGACACCGUGUGUGUCUCUGUAUCUGACCUAGGUUCUGUUCCAAAGACUCACAACAAGAACAACCAAGACGAGCCACCACCAUCACUUCCAUACACAAACACUGGAUCUGAACCAAACACAGACAUUGCAUCGGUCUCUGUAUCUGAUCUGGGUUCAGUGCCAAAGACCUCCUCGAUCCCUAACCAGGAGAGUUCUACCUCCAAGUUCUCCUGCAGCUCGGAGAGCACCCAAUCCUCCUACUCCUUCGACACAGAGUCAGAGCAAGGCUAUGGGGCCCCUAGCCCCCCUGGACACCCUAGCAUGGGCCCGAGACCCCUGGAGGAGGGCACAUCUCUACCCCGACCCCCACGAGUCAACCAGAGGAGGGAGAGGAAAAAGAGGAGUAGUUGUGGAGGGUGUGAGCCGUGCCUGAGGAAGAUCAACUGUGGCCAGUGUAGCUGCUGUCUGAACCGCAGGACUGGACACCAGAUCUGUAAGCUGAGGAAGUGUAUGGAGCUGAGGAAGAGGAGGCCCAUGUCACUGCUCACACUAACAUCUGCUCAGGUGGCGUGCAAGGACGUGGCCAAAGGAGCGUUAAAGAAACCAGUUUCCACGGUUGUUCCAGAGGGUGUCGCAAUAAAUGGCAGAAGCCCUGUCCAGAUGGUAGAGGAAACCUAUACGGCAGAGGAGGAGGAGGGUCACAUACCUCCCACACACCCCCAGACACAUCCUCACACACACCCUCCCCACGCCCACACUCUCACCCCAAUCCUAGAUGGCCGACCAGCAGUACUUAUCAAGAGAGAGCCUGGCCUGGAGGACACCAACGAUGCACUUCUUCUGCAACACCACUACUCUUCAUCUGGGACUUUUCACAAUGGUGCUGACGAAAACUUGUCUAAAACCAACGGUGCUCCAGUGUCACCAGAUUCCCAAAAAACUACAAGACAAUUAGAGUCCCAAAGGACUACAAAAACCACAUACCCCAAAGGCAGCUCUGAGCCCAAUGAUGCACUUCCGGAUGACACCAUGGCCAUUCCUCUGAAGAAGAUCAAGUUGGAGGAGCCGUGGGUGUGGUCUACGGACCAGUCCUCCACCCUACUAGGGGGCAAUGAUGACGAUGUCUAUGUGGACGCUCUGUCCACACUAGCAGCAGUUGUGUGUUUCUCUAUCACAGACAGGAAGGGACUGGAGGACAAGCUGUUUAGCUCCCGUUCCCCGGUGCUACACUCGUUAAAAACAGAGCCGGAGGACUUUAAGGUAGACCUUCUCCUGAAAAGCACUUCCAUCAGUCCACGGAAAGCUCUUGACAUUAUUGUCAAACGAGAGCAACCCUCUCCAGAUAUCUCUCUGCCAAGCAUCCAGUCGUUGGUGCAAGAGAGGAAUAUUAGCAGUGACCAAGCUAUCGCUAUCGAGGCGCUAACCUUACUGGCAUCUAUCCCCCAAAACCUCCCCGAACCCUUUAGAAUGGACGCACAUGGUCAAAACCCCACCACACCUUCCAUGCACUUAUCCAGUAGAAACACCUCUCUCCAGGAUGUCAAACCCCCUACAGGUUUCCUCCCCAACAAAGUUCUAGUCAUCAGCUCCCCUCUGCACCAGACCUCAGUCAUACGCUCCCCUCUGCACCAGACCUCAGUCAUCAGGUCCCCGGUGGCCAGACAGAGUCUUGUCAUCCAGUGUCAUUCCCGUAGUCCCGCAGCCACUGGCAAGCUGUCCCUACAGAACCUGCUAGAUGCCAGCUCGGACUGUGGCAGACUUCCCUACGACAGCACCGAGAGAGCAGGACAACACCUGUACAGCAGAGCAGAAGACCUUGGUUCUCACCAUAACAGGUCCGAAGGCACUUUCAGAGAGCGGAAAGACAUGGAGAGGAAUAGUAAGGAAACAACAGAGAGGACGGUGGGUAAGAGCGGGAGGAACAGGGAUGAGGAAGAGGUGGCGGCUCAACUGGCCGAGUUGGCAUUCAUCAUCCAAUCACGUCACAAACAGCAGGGUUUCCAACCCUCCCAGCACUCUGAGAACAACCCUCCCAGAGGAACGCCAGUCUCGGCCAUCAAGUACAACUACAAUUCCCAGCAUGCACCACCCAACAACAAGAAAAUCCCUGUGAGGAAACCAAGGUCCACGCCUUACAAACCUAGGAAGAAGAAGGGGAUGGAGGGGGUUGAAGACCCCAGUGGCAAGACCCCCCACAGAGCCAGGGUCCAGAAGGUUCUGCCCCAACCAAAGACAUUGUCGCUCAGCCACAAGAGGAGCCUGUUCCUGCCUCAGACUCAAAUGGAUCUAAAGAGAUACCUGGCUGAGGCUCAGGAGGAACAACGGCAGCUCUUUUACUACAGCAACAGCCACAGUGGGGUCAAAUACCACAAAACCUCUGGAGCCAUCGAUCGUGGUCAAGGUUAUGGUCAUGACAACCAACAGUGGUCGCAUUUGAACGGUCACCACAAUGGUCCUCUGAACGGUCACCUGGACCCUUUACAAGGACAAGGAGUUGGACAGGGACAUGAGUGUGAAAGACAAUUGUAUUCUCAGGUAUCGCCGCCCUACGUUUGGCAGCAGCACGGUGCUAACCUAAAGGCUAGCUCCACCAACCCCAGUUUUACCAGUUUAGACUCUAACAACCACAGAACCGGGUUGAACCAUAGUUUACCCAACGGCUACUCCUCUGGGGGUCAACGGCAGGGGUAUUACAAGGUGGAAAGGUCCGGUCCGGUCACCAUCUUGUCCACGUCAACUGACGGCGCUUUGGACCUAUCAGAGGAGUUGACGCCAACCAAACACAACGUAAACAGCUUCCUGGAAUCGCCCCUCAUAUUCCUGGACACGCCCACUAAGAACCUGCUCAACACCCCCUCCAAGAAACUCUCUGAGAUCCCCUCCUGUGGCUGCAUGGAGCAUAUCAUAGAGAAGGAGGAGGGUCCGUACUACACUCAUCUUGGUGCUGGACCCAGUGUGUCAGCCGUCAGAGAGAUGAUGGAGAACAGGUAUGGAGAGAAAGGGAAGGCAGUAAGGCUGGAGGUGGUGGUGUACACUGGGAAAGAAGGACGCAGUUCCCAGGGUUGUCCCAUCGCCAAGUGGGUGAUCCGUCGGGGCAGUGAGGAGGAGAAGCUGCUGUGUCUGGUGAGACACCGGGCAGGGCACCGCUGUGAGAGUGCCGUGGUGGUGAUCCUCAUCCUGGCAUGGGAGGGCAUCCCCCGGGGGGUGGCAGACAGUCUGUACCAAGAACUCACCCAGACCCUCUGUAAAUACGGCUCGCCCACCAGUCGACGCUGCGCCCUCAACGAGGAUCGGACGUGUGCGUGCCAGGGUUUGGACCCAGACUCUUGUGGCGCCUCGUUCUCCUUCGGCUGCUCCUGGAGUAUGUACUUCAACGGCUGCAAGUUCGCCCGCAGCAAGAUCCCCAGAAAGUACCGCCUGCUGGGAGACAUGCCACAGGAGGAGGAGAAGCUGGAGAAUCGGCUGCAGAACCUGGCUACAGACCUGGGUCCUGUCUACCAGAGACUGGCCCCGGAGGCUUUCCAAAACCAGGUGGAUCAGGAGCAGGCGGGCCAGGACUGCAGGCUGGGUCGGAGGCCGGGCCGACCUUUCUCCGGGGUCACGGCGUGUGUGGAUUUCUGUGCCCACGCUCACAAAGACACACACAACAUGAACAAUGGCAGCACUGUGGUUUGCACUUUAACCAAGGAGGACAACCGUGCGGUGCGUAACGUCCCUGAGGACGAACAGCUCCACGUCUUGCCCCUUUAUAAGAUCUCACAGAGGGAUGAGUUUGGCAGUGCCGAUGGCCAGUGGGCCAAGAUCCAGACUGGGGCCCUGCAGGUGCUCUCAGCCUUCCCCAGAGAGGUGCGUCUGCUGGCUGAGCCGGUGAAAUCAGCCCGUAAGAGGAAGCAGGAGGCCAAGCUGAAGGCCCAGGCUGACAAACAAGCUGCAGCUCAGAACAGGAAGCCUGGACAAAGUCCACUAACCCCGGGCAAGGUUAAGACUGCCAAUAAAGGUUUGAAAAGUGCUUCUUCAGCAGAUCAGUCCCCCUUGUUCAAAAGAGAGCCUCAGUCCUUCAGCUCUUACAGACCAGGAAAUGUAGGUGCGUAUGUACCAGACUCUAACUCCCCUAGCGCUUACAACCACAGCACCCCCACCUACCCCACACCUCCUGGAAGAUCCACACCAGGGAUGGAGGAUCUUUCCCCCCAUCACCCCGGCCUGCCUACCCCCCAGUACAGAGGGCCACCAGGGACCCAGAGCAAUGGUUCCCCAUUCCAUUACAAGACAAUGGAGGAGGCUGUGGCUGUGAAUGGUUACUCCCCAGGACUCAGCAGAAAGCAGCUGGUGGACCCUGAGACGUGUCGGACCCCCCCAGGAAUGCCCCGGGGUGGCGACUACCCCACCAGGAUUUUUAAAACAGAGCCCAAUGAGGUGCACUGCUCCCCUCUCCUCAGACCCCCUCACAGCCACAGCACUCCUCCUCCCUCAUCCUCCACCCACACCCACCCAGAGGGCCUCCACAGCAGACUCAAUGGGCUCCUCAGGGCGGAGGGGGAGCUGGGAGUCAAGGACAGGGUUAGAGGUCAUGUAGGUCAUGUUAUUCCUCACAGUGCCCCCCAUCCUCCUCAUCAGGCCCCUCCCCCUCUCUUCCCCAACCCAAAAGAGGUCAAACAGGAACAGGAAGAGGUGUGGUCGGACAGCGAGCACAACUUCCUGGACAGUGACAUCGGCGGGGUGGCGGUGGCUCCCUCCCACGGUUCCAUCCUGAUCGAAUGCGCCCGCCGAGAGCUCCAUGCCACCACCCCCAUCCUCCGGCCCGACCGCAGCCACCCCACCCGCAUCUCCCUGGUCUUCUACCAGCACAAGUCCCUCAAUGAGCCCGACCACGGCUUGCACAUGUGGGAGGCCAAGAUGGCCCGGAGGGAGCGGGAGAGAGAGGAGGAGGCUGAGAGGCUGGGGAUGGGCCUAGACCUGGAAGAGGUUAGCCCGGUCAAGGGGAAGAGGGGGAAUGGGGCCGGCGGUGAGAGUGUGGAGCCUGAGGAGGUAGAGGAGGAGGGCCCGGAGGAGAAGAAGGGUGUGUUGACGGUUCCUACCCGGAAGGCGGUGACUGUCCCGCGGGAUGGGGUGGUCACUGUUUCCCCUUAUGCUCUGACACAGGUCACGGGCCCUUACAACCGCUGGACAUGAGAUGAUACUGUUAUGUACACACACACACAGACACAUACGACAAAUAUAUUUCAACACACACCACCAUACACACACACACACACACACCACCCUGUGCUACUGCCUUACCUCAAUCAACAUUACACUUCUAGUCUCGUUAGGUGUUUUUUUAUUGUGUUACUUUUUCUAAUGUAUGUCUGUUUAUUUUUGUUUCUCUUUGUUUCUGAUUUUAAAGUGAUGAGGAAGACUAUCGUUUGUGGGGUUUUAACUGUGAGUUUUGGUAUUUGAUGAUAAAACAUUUUGGUCUGGUUUUUCAUGUAAAGAGAUGGUGCUCAGAACCAAUUUUUUAAACUGGUUUUAUAUAGGAAUUGAUUAAUAAGAACAAACAAGAUGUGAUUAUUUAUUCUGAUUAUUUUUGUAUAUUUUUUGGUGCAAGGCUAUUUACUGCAAUUUUACUGUCAACCAGCAUUUUACACUAGUAAACACUCAUGUUAAGUCUCUGUGGUCUUUGUUUCAACCAAGAGUGCUCUUUUCACAAGAUGAGUUUUAUCAAUGAUUGAUUUAUAUAAAGGUGCCAUUUGUAGCAGCAACUUUUGAUAAACAGACCACAUAUUACACAUUUGACACAGUAUGUAGUUUUAUGUGAAAAUAAUGAACACAUGUAGCAUGGUGCUUUUCCUUCCCUUCCCCGUUCCUCUAUUGGUGGUCAUGAAGGAACAGUACUUCCCCGUUCCUCUAUUGGUGGUCAUGAAGGAACAGUACUUCCCCGUUCCUCUAUUGGUGGUCAUGAAGGAACAGUACUUCCCCGUUCCUCUAUUGGUGGUCAUGAAGGAACAGUACUUCCCCGUUCCUCUAUUGGUGGUCAUGAAGGAACAGUACUUCCCCGUUCCUCUAUUGGUGGUCAUGAAGGAACAGUACUUCCCCGUUCCUCUAUUGGUGGUCAUGAAGGAACAGUACUACCUUCGUUUUUGUUUUGGUCUGGAUAGUUUUAGUCUUUUUGUUCAGUGUAUAUGAUGACAUAUUGAAAAAGCACUUUUUUAUUUUUCAUAACUUGAAAAAGGUCCUGUUCCAAUAUGUACAGAUCGAGAGAUAUAUCAGACAGCUUGUGUGAAACCUCUUCUCCUCUUUAUUCAGUAGUUCUGUGUUUAUUUGUUGUUGUUUUUUUGUCGUAGAAUGAUAAAUUACAUAUCAGUCUCACACAAAACCAAGCUUACCAAGCAAUUAUGAAAUGCUGCAUAUAAAGAUUGUCAGAUUACGGUGCUUAUUGUGAACCGCACUUGAUUUAUAUGAAUCUGGAUAAUCAUGUUUGUUCACUGUCUUCUAGAGUGUUUUAAAUAGGACAUGUUUUUAUACAGACAUAGCUAAAAAGACCACAUAAAACCUGUUUAAAUGGUGACUAUAUUAAUGUAUAUUUGUUACUGGUGCUAACAAGAUCUGUACCCUCUUUUUAACUGACUAGGGCAUUGAUUGACAGUUAUCUUUUUCCAUAUGCUGGGUAUAAAUACAUUAUACAAGUGGAUACCAAACCAAUCAAACCCCUUUGUUGUUUCUCAUUGCCUCCUCUUCAAUUUUUGGGAGACGCUGCUCUGACAAAAUAACACACUCCUCAGAUCGUUGCACCUCCUCAGAUCAUUGCAUCAUCAUAAAUUGUAGGCUUAUCACGUAUUGAGUCAGACAGUAGACCUCUACAGAUUAUAAACCUUCUUCUGAUAGGGGCAAACAUUUUGAGUAGUAAUUCAUGCUCACAUUAGUCAAUCAUAACCAUGUAAUAAUAGGCCCAUUCACUAAUACUCAGUGCUUUGCCGGGGUAGGAGCGAACUGGAGCUGAAUACCGGCACCUCAAAUGUUCAACAGCUUGAGCUCCUGUUCCUCUUAUAGACUAUUAGAUCAAAAGUAUUGUGGAGCUCCUACAAAAUACAUAUUAACAGUACCGGCACCCAAAAGGGGUACCGACACCUAGUGCAGUCCAAGUCAAGCACUGCUACUAAUGUAAUGGAUUAGGUAUCUGUUGUAUUGAUUUGUCUUAGCAUAUGCUGAAUCUAAAUCAGCUCAACGCAGAUAAACAUUUCACUGGUGCUUUCAUUUUAGUAAUACACAGAGCUGGAAAUGUUUGUUUGUUUGGUUUUUGUCAUCUUUUUUUUCUGUUGUUUUUCUCUUUGUUUCUCAGGUGUGAGUGAGGUUGUUAAUUUACCCAGUCUUCAACCCAACUAGGGCAUUACCCAGGCUUCAGCCCAACUAGGGCAAACACAGUCUACUAAAAAACUCUGUCUUCCAAUAAUGUCUUUAACAGAUUCACAAAGUCAAACCAUAUACUUAGACCUUUCCUAAGAGAUAAGUAUAUUGACACAUAGAUUGAAUACAUUUUAUACAAAGUAGAAAGGUAUAUACAGUACAUAUAUAGUCUAUUACAUUAUAUUGAAUGUAGGCCGUUGCAAGUUACUGAUGUGGUAGAAAACAGUCACUUAAAAAUGUUUCCACCUUUACAUAAGACAGUUUGUAAGAAAAAUAUGAUCCUGUAAACUUUUGUAAUUGCUUCACUUGAAGAUUUCUCGGAUCUUCCUUUAUGUGUGACUUGAAAAAUGUAACUUACAUUAAGGAGGAAAAACUAGCACCAGCAUUUAAAACUCAAGGUUUUUAUUGGAAUAAAACUAUAUAAAAUACACAUGUGAAACUGACUGUUUUUACUGUACUAUUCAUGGUUUGUAGAUAACGAGCAGUCUUGCUAUUUUGAAAUUGAUUGCCAAAAUUACUGUACAUAACUGAAAGGUGUGUAUAUCAAUUUGACAGACUUGAAAAAAAUAGUAAAUUCAGCAUUCCUGUCAAUGGCUGCCCUCUGAUUUUGAAAUAAAGAUGUAUUUAUAUUUUGGA
Salvelinus fontinalis (brook trout) is the source of this 10381-nucleotide messenger RNA. RefSeq names its product methylcytosine dioxygenase TET1-like. Gene Ontology annotation, biological process: oxidative demethylation; positive regulation of transcription by RNA polymerase II. Lineage: Eukaryota; Metazoa; Chordata; Actinopteri; Salmoniformes; Salmonidae. Gene Ontology annotation, cellular component: nucleus. The transcript has 12 exons. The coding region runs from base 455 to 7534 and encodes 2359 amino acids. Gene Ontology annotation, molecular function: DNA 5-methylcytosine dioxygenase activity; zinc ion binding; DNA binding. The record is from RefSeq and is a predicted model, not a curated record.